AUGGAAAAGGACGGAAAAGCCCACUCCACUAAAGACGUGGCUAGCAAGCAGCCGUCAAUUAAACAAGUUCUAAGUAAUUUUUGUGGCUAUACAACAGCACAUGGACUUGGAAGAUUGGCUGAAAGCCGCAAUGUUAUUCGCCGAAUAGCAUGGAGCUUGUUUUGCAUCGGGGCUUUGGUGAUGUUCGUUCUCCAGAUAAAGAAUCUUUUUCUCAUUUAUUUGAGUAGGCCUGUGGCAACAGUGGUAAACGUUCAUCAUGAAAGCGUAAGUGUGAAAGACAAAGAAAGCAGGUUAAUGCUAUAAACGGUUACGGUUAGGGUUACCACCUACGGUCACCCAUGGAUGCAAUGCAAAUCCAUAGGUAACAUAGAGACGGCGCAGACUACAAAUCGGCUUUAGUUUGAGAUUUGAUUUUGGAGUCCCGUUAUUCUUAUAAUUUGAAUUAUUGGAGAAAUGAGAAACAAUAUUUUUAUUCAAUAUUUUUUCUUCUACUUCCAGUGAAUUUUGUUGUUAGUUUGGAUCCGGCUCGUGAUAUUGGGAAAAAUCAAUGAAACGCAGUAAAUUUACAAAUAACACUAUUGUCCGUGUCAAUCUUAUCAUCUCCUAAAUUUACCUCACGUCAAGCAACUGAAAAUUUAAGUAAUAUUCAGUUGCUUUUAUGGGUAGACACGUUAUUUUAAAGACCGUUGAAACUCGGAGUUUACUUAAAAAGAGCUCCGACACGUUCUAACACCAACGGAAAAGUUUGUAAGCAAGUUGUUACCAUCACUCUCUUGUUGGAUGUUAUGCAAAGUCUUCAAACAGAUCGUCAGAGGCAGAAUUGAUAUUAUUUAUUGACUAGGUUCACCCUGCUCUGAGGGAUUUUCAAAAUCUAUUGGGGAAUAUAAUCCAGUAUCACUUGAAAUAUUUCAUUUUAGUAUGUAAACUUUCUUAUUCGUAAUUUUAAAAUUUUGCACUGAACUUAAAGAAUGUUCAGGGUGUGUUUAUUGGUGAUGAGGCAUUUUUUUAUAAGUAUACAUUAUUAAGUGUAAAACUUUCGAUUUUUGAGUAAUUUAUACCAAUAAUAAUGCAGAAAAAAAUGUUAAUGUGUAUCAUGCCAUGUUGUUGAUUGUUGCAAUAAGCUUGACACAUUUUAAUAUAGUUUUGUUCAACAUUUGAACGACGUUGCAGCUUGUUAGAUGAUAAGCAUUAAACAAUUUAAUCUUUGCUGUUCAACAAGUUGAACUUGCUAAACGACCAAAUAAGGCCUAGCUUUAUUCUCUAAUUCAACAACAUUCAACACGUGAAACUAUGGCCUAUUGCAAUUUUCAGUACCAGGCUUGGUACAAUUUUAUUACUUUUUAACCCCGUGUUUUCUCGCGUGCUCUUAUAAGUUGAGAGCAUUUAGAGAGAUUUAAUGUCGUUUUACUGUAGUUUUCCUCACGUCUACACAUUAGUCAGUAGCUUUUUUGCCAGCCAAGUUUCAUCUAGCCUGCGAAAACAUCCGUUUCUCCUCGCUCUUCGCCGCUGGGGACGUUUCGCGAGGAGGAACGUCUGCGACUCAGUGGCAGAAAUUCCAUACUGAUGACGCAAAUCAAUGUUUACAUAAUAAAUCCGGUAGUCAUGGGGUUCCAAAUACAAAUUUGGCCAAUUUUACGUGUCCUUUGGUCGAUUUUGGUAAAGUGUUGUGUUCGUCUGCCAACAAGCUCUAGCAAAACUCAAACGCUUCUUCUAGAGAAGAGUAUAUUCCACAAAUAUUCACUGUUUUGCUAGAGAUUCUUCGAGUUUACAUUUGACCUUUGUGGCCUUUUGUCUUUUAUCUGUCAUUCGUAAACAAAAGCUAAAACAAUGCAACUACUCCGUCGACCAAUCAGCGCUUCUGACCGGAUUCCGGACAGAUUUUGCGUCAUCAGUAUGGAAUUUCUGUCGCUGAGUCGCAGACGUUCCUCCGCGCGAAACGUCCCCAGCGGCGAAGAGCGAGGAGAAACGGAUGUUUUCGCAGGCUAAGUUUCAUCGAUAAGAAUUAUUCUGGACAGUUUUUGUCAGCUCAUUUCCUAAUAUGAGAAUUGUCAAGUGCAAUCCGAUGUUCGUCGUUUGCCACUAACCUGACUCUAAAUCUCGGUCUCUCGGUUGUCUGUGAGAGAAUCAUUGAUGAGAAGAAUAUGAUGAUGGACGGUUUGUUGCCGUAGAUUUCCUAAUUAAAGAAAAUUCACCGAAAAUAGACUCUGAAAACCUUUCACUGUUGUUGUUUAUGUAUAUGAAAAAGAAUCAUGCAAACAAAUCGACUCAAAAGGAAAAUAACAAUGAAAAUAUUACUAAUAAUAAUCAUGAUUAUACAACUACAUGAGAAAUUUCUGCAAUUUGAUUGGCUUAGAGCAGUGGUAUUUCAGCUUAAUUUGAAAUACCUACAUGUGAAAAUUACAAACCUUUUGCGGGUAGUCGUAUAAGCAAAUAAUAGAAUGAUUUGUACGUGAACAAAUCGACAUUUCAAAAUUGGCCUAACGGCUCGUGAAAUUGUAUAACAAUUUGAAAAUAUUAUCACUACAAAUAAUAAUCAUGAUAAUGAUGACGAUAAUGAUAAUAAUGAUAAUAAAUAGAUCCAUUUGUUGAAAGUCACUUUUCAAAAUCUCAUUUGUUGAACAAGAGCUGCAUAAAACUACUUUUGACGUGUUGGGCCAAAACGAUUGUUUUCUCACAAUUCUUCUGCUUUUUAAAACUUUUAACUGUAUUUUUCUCCCUUUAUAGCGUGUUAGCUUUCCAGCCGUAACAAUCUGCAAUUUAAACAUGAUCCGUUUAGAUAAGCUUCCCCACGACUUCAUCAGUACACUUCUAGAAGAACUGAAAGGCGAAGGUAUGGAUAGUCCCCAAUAUCUGACGUUUCAUUAUAAUUAAUAACUCUGUUGAUUUAGAUUUAUCUUUUUAAAGUUUAAAACUUUUAACUUGUUUUUUUAACUUUUAUUUAUUAAUAGCAAAAUGCGUUACAUAGCUCAGUUCUAAUUUUCCCCCCACCCAACUGACUGCCCCUGGGUCUGGGGUGACCUUGGAUCUGUUCGCCUAGAGUGUUCGAGAGAAAAUAUAAACUAUAUAUGUACUAUGAUAACAGCACGCUCGACGUGCCGUGUACUGCGAAAUAUCUUGGUCUGUAAUCAUUCCAUACAGACUAAUUUUCUUAAGGAACAAGAAUCAAGUUAGGCGGUUGGGGUUUAGGGUUAAAAAAUAAAUCAAAAUACCUACCAUUGUGAACAUCACACUUAUAAUUUAGCUUCGAAUUAGGCUUUUUUAACUAUCUUACUAUUUGUGUAGUCAUCUUAGCGAUUCUUUUUCGUUAUAGGACAAGAUACGAAAUCGAACGGUUCUCACGCAGCCUCCCUUCUGUUAGGUGCCACUACAGGCCAGCCUGAAUCAACAGCAAAUCCUUCUUCUCCUGGCAGCGUUACAACAAUAGAGGAAGCUAUUACUACUCCAAACAAUGAUGUUACCACUGCUACAAACCCUAGUGGAAAUGCACCCACAGGGACUUCUCAAACUGACGCUACUGCGUUCUCCAAUGGUGCUACAACAAAUCCCGCCUCUGAUAGUGCUACAACUUCUACAGCUGGCGAUGACGUAACCACUGGUACAGACCCAGGGGGAACGGGACCAACGGGCACCCCUGAUAAUGCCGCUACUACGUUCCCCCACGGAGGAGAGUAUAAUUACGAUUAUGACGACUACUACUUUUAUGACUAUGACUACGAUUAUGAUUACUAUUAUAACGAUGGCUUUGGAGCAGAGAGUAAAGAUGAAGAAUACGCCAUUGAAGAAGCUAUUCGCGCUGAGCUGGCCCUUCAAAACGAUUCCUUCAUCUUCGAUAUGGGGCACCAGUUUGAGGAUUUGGUAUUCGAGUGUUCUUUCAGGGGAUAUGAUUGCAAGUAUGUUGUCUUUUACUAAAAGGCGUUUAGCACUUGCAGAUUAAACAAUGAAUCAAUCAGUUCUGUCUGCAUUAGAGGCAUACCGUCUCUGAGGAACUUCCAGAUGUCACAUGGUCUGUAGUGCGCGGUCUACAAUGAAACAGUUGCGAUACAUUAAGAUAUAUAAGCCAGUUAGUGGUAACGGGGAUAAGAGGAGAUCAGAACAUCAGAUCAGAUAAAGAUAGUUAACGAUAGGAUCUGUGCGAUAAAAAUUCUGCAAUUAAGAGAAUAGCACUGCUCGGAACUUAUAAGUGGCACACUUCUACAUUAAAGUAAUAAAUAUAAUUAAAAAUCAAGUAUUUCUACUCUGAUUUUUCUAAUAGCAAGCGUAAUAAUGAGUCAAAGUUAUGUGUUUUUUAAGUUAUGAAGUAUGAUCUUUCGCUUUAAUUUCAGAAACUAUUCGAAAUAUUGGAACUUCCUUUGGGAUUCUCGGUAUGGUAACUGCUAUACAUUCAAUGGAGGAAUCAAUGAUGAAGGCGAAAAACAACGGGUCCUUCAAUCUUACGUCACGGGACCAACCGGCGGUAAUUAAUAUGUCUUUUCUUAGCAUACAGUCAACUCUCUCUAAGACGGACACCUUUUGGAACUGGCACUAAGUGUCUGUCUUAGAGAGGUGUCCGUCUUAUAGCGAGUCAAAUAAAGGGAGUAAAGAAAGGCAGGGACCGUCUUACAGAGGUGUCCGUUAAGAGAGAGUCGACUGUAUUGUCUAAUUUUAUCAAAAGAUUAGUUUGAAAACGUUGAUCGUCAGUCAGUUGUCUCAUUUAUUGCUCGAUCAGGAGUAUUUUUGGCGGGAAACAGCUCUAUUUUAUUUCUAUAGAUAGCUAUUUCAAGAGCUGCUCGUCUAGUAGUGUUGGAAAAUACAGCAAUAAAGGACUAAUAUUGUAAGACGGGGCGGCUAAAGACUAACAUUUGUUUCAGUAGCUGCGCAAGUAUAUGCCUUUUGGACCACGCUAAUGUUUAGUGGAGCGCUGAAUUGAUCAGAGGGAGCCGGAAUUAGGAAUAUUAACGUCCAUUUAAAUUAUUCUUGACGAUGGCCAAUCACGUCAUUUGCAAACAUUGUCGAUAAUACCAAGCUUUGUCUGACGCUGUUAUGAAUCAGUCUUAAGACGAUUGUGAGAGUUCAUGAUAGGUUGUGCCAGACUGUGUGCCUUGUCCGGAGUGUUUGUACUCAUUAGAAAACCACUCUCCCCUCCUCCCUUCCCCGGCAGGAGACAAACAAUACGGAUUUGCAUCUCAGUAUCAUAAAAUAUAGCCUUCCAGUUGAUAGAUCGUUCUCUGUUUCCUCUUACUGUUUUUAGGACUUAAACUAAAUUUGUUCAUAGAACAGUCUCAAUACAUCCCCGAAAUUAGUGACACGGCAGGAGCUAGAGUGGUGAUUCACGAACAAGGACAAGUUCCCUUUCCUUACAAUGAAGGCCACAGUGUGCUUCCGAGCAGAUCUACAUCAUUUGGAAUACGGCGGGUAGGCAACGCUGUGAUAACCACUAUCAUUGAUAAACUGGUUACAGUCCCCUAUUUUUUCGUGAGAUCGUCGAGAUAUAGCGCGCCUUACCGUUAAUGGCGGCCAUCUUGAUUUUUAAAUGUACCGAGGAGGCAGGCGUUGGGGAUUAUAGCCCCGCGCCGUAAGUAGUUUUGAAACUCAUGCAAGAUAGCAGCCCGUAACGGAAAGCGCUCGAUCUCGACGAUCUUACGGAAAAAUAGAGGACUGUGAACAGUCCAUUUCAUUAACUUUAUCAACGAGCCUGCUGAAAGUGCAGGUUUAUGUCCUUUCAGAAUGUCUUGAUUUUCCGUGCUCGAGUCUAAAAUAUGUUCUACUAUAAGCCAUUUUGCUGCUAGCUUUUCGAUGCUUUAAUUAGUUCUGUUCCAUCUGGAAUUUUCCUCAAAAGUAGCUUGACCGACGUCAUAACGCGUAACCAUAGUAACGGAAUACCACUUAAAAUGUUAAGAUAUGUCUGACCCAAGUCUGACGAAUAAAGUCAAUAAAUGAACCGCUAAUUGAAAAGAGUUCCAAUUCUGACUUACAUCAUUUUUUAGGAGAGUGGCAUCUCCUCCCUCUUAAAUACACAAGGGUCAAGAUUCCGUGAAAUGGAAGGGGAGAGACGAGUUUACUCAAAUUGCCUGGCCAAGAACUAAUUUUCGCUUAUGUUCAACUGCAAACGUAGUUCAGCAUGUGCAGCUUUAUUGUUACAAAUGUGAACAACAGACACAGAGAAUUUUCAGAAAUAACGUUCAGAAAUAAUGGAUAGUUCUGAAACGAGGAGGCUUCUCAUCAUGAGUUUGAAACUUUGUAAUUUUUAUUGUUUGACCUUAGACCGUUAUAGAGAGGGAAGAUCCGUUCGGCAAUGGAAGUUGUGUUUCGCAGAGUGCUCUAAAUGGCAAAAACCUGUAUGCCAAAAAAUACAACGCUUCGUACUCUAAACAGGUAAAAAAAAUAACAACGUAAAAGAUAUUUAUUAAUUGCUAAGAAGUAUUGAAAGAUAUGGUUGAUCAGAUGAUAGGAUUUUGCAGUUAGCCAAUUACAACAAGAAUACAUCAGUUGGGACGUGGUGACAGGCUGAAUUCACAAGGUAUUACGCUGCGGCAAUUUAGGCUAUUACUAGUAUGAACACCUAUCUGAUAUGUGACUCUUCACUUUAGAGAUCGAUGCGGAGCAGCUUCGCUCUGUUACAGAUAUUGCGUCGAAAUCACGGUUCUUGUGCCUGAACAGAAGCCCUGACUGGUAUGGUUUUCGUGCCGGCGCCAAAGCUACCUUAUUAAAGGAAAUUAACGCUUCAUGAAAUUAACGCGAAUCGUUAAAAUUCGCGUUAAUUUAAGUCGCGUUAAUUUUUUUGAGCGUUAAUUUCCGCGACGUUAACCAAGUGCAGCGUUAAUUUCCGCGCUCUUAAUUUCCAGUAUCUUAACCCCAAUUUUGGAACCUGUCCAGACAUUCUUGACACCUAAAAAACAUUAACUACAAGCUUUCUUUCUUUCCAUUUACCCUUUAUCUUUUAUCUUUCACAAAAGCUUAGGGGAAGGUUUACAAUACUUCGAGUCCAUCUUCAUCCUUGUCGCUUUCAGAAGGGAUGUCACCAUCUUCUCCUUUGAUUUCGCGUAAUUAAUCGCGUUAGUUUCCUUUAUUAUGAAAUUCUACUUCCUCUUUCGCGUUAAUUUUCUUUAUUCGAAGGUCGUUUUCCAUUAAAUUCGCGUUAAUUUCCAAUACUUUAUUUCAUGGAACGUCAAUUUUCUGUAAUAAGGUAUCCGAUCUGUCACCCUCUAGUUACUAGGGUGAGACAGACUCUCAAUGCCCCUUUGAUCACAUUUUAAUUUUUCAAAUUAAUUACUGGACAUUUUUAGUCUAAAUUAUUAGUGUUCCAAAUUCUUGUCCGCACCUUUCAUGCACAACAUUUUUAGAACAGUCAAUUAUUGCUGUCUAUCCCGCUUAGGCCUGUAUGAACACUUGUCACGCGGAUAAGCAGAUAGCAGAUUGUGGAUGCGCCGAAGGCCAGUUCCCUACAGAUGCAGAUAUUUGCAAUUUGCGUAACAAAACUAUAGGUAAAUGUGUUUAAAUUGUUAUUAUCUGUAACCCUAUCAAAUUCCAUUGGUUUCGCCAUUUCAAGCUUCCAAGGAACAUUAUGUAGAAUCAAAUUGUUAUUUAAUGAUCAUAACUGAAUGGAAAGGAUGCGUUAUAAAUUAUUGUUAUUAUUAUUAUAAUUAUUAUUAUUAUCAUCGUCAUCAUCAUCAUCAUUAUUAUUGUUGAUAUUAUUAUUUUUAUAAUAAAUCCUCAUUACAAUAAGUUUAGCAGAAACAUUUUCUUAUCUGUUUUUCCAACAGCUAAGUGCCUGGAGAAAAUACAAUAUAAGUUGCUUACAGGAGAACUCGACUGCGAGGCUCAGUGUCCAACACCAUGCAGGUAAUUCAACUAUUAAAUGUAAAAAAUAUUUUUUGUUCACGAAGAUUAAAAAUCGAUCUUAUCCACAUACAACGCCCUCCCUUUUUACCUUAAUCGAUUGUUAAUUAAUCAGCAUUUGCUCUAAUUACAAGGUUGCUCAGAAUUUUCGGAAGACUUUCAACGAUAUCAGUCUGAAAUCUUCUGAUUUUCUGCAAAGAAAAAAAUAAUUGGCCAGAAAUACAUGUACAUGGAAGAGCACAAUAUACUCUCGGUUACCCCUUCUUUGAUAUCUUGUAACGAUUAAAACAUGUGUCACUCAGUUUUGUUUUCUCAUAGAGAAGUUCAAUACAAGAGCACCCUUUCAAUGGGUCACUGGCCUUCCUUUGGAUAUGAGGUAUUUCUUUAUUAUUAUACCCUUCCUUUCGUAUCCUUUAAGCAUUAAUAUUUACAUAAUUUCUAGAUUUAGUCAAGGCCAAAAGCGAUGUCUUUCUACAGUACAGUACAGUACAGUUCAAAUCCUCCAGUCGGUAAGCCUGUUACCAUGGAGUUACACUGGCGACUACACGGUCGACCAGAGUAGCGAAACCACUCUUUUUUUAUGUAGACCUCUUUGCCUGAAGCCAUUCAACUUUCGCCGAAUCAAGAAGCAAACUGAAUUCCUUCUGAAAAAUGGACCUGAGCCAACAAUUAAUAGAUAACCAAUAACUGUUCAGAGGGGAACUUAAAAAAUACGUCACCUCAAUGAAUCGUACACUUGAGCUUCAGAUGCAGUCAUGUGACACUAGUCAUUGGAUACCCUAUUUUGACGGAUUUUCAAUAGUCAAAUUAAAACCUCGGAUUCCUAGCUAGAAAGUUUUUCAUUUCACAUCCGAUAACUAUAAAAGGAGUGGACGGACGAUUUUGUCAAAUUUUAUUGCCCAUGGCGCUCUGCUGCAAAAUACUCCAGACUGAUCUCCAUAUAUUUUCCUAAAUGAUUAGUUAAAUGAAUUUAUUAAAAGAUUCCAGUAUUUUCUUGAUGAAUGUGUUGUAUGAUAGUGUUAAGAGAAAAUUGAUCUUGGUUACUCCCGGGACUCAGAGGGUUAAUGGCAUUGUUCAUUUAUCAAAUUUCUCUUUUAACAGAUUAAACUUUACCUAGAACGCUAUAUUAAACGCUGAAAACUGAAGAUGUUAAGAAGGCUGUGAUCCGUGUGGGGAGUGUGGUGAAGUACAAAAAGCCUUCAUCGCGUCCUUUCGCCUUUUUCCCCUGCGAAUUUCGAAAGGUUUUGCAAUUUAUGAAAGUCGACUUUAGCAACCCAAAAAAUUGCGUGUCUUACAACGCCCGAGCUUCGUCAUAUGAACUCAUUAGUUUUAACACGUUGUUCUUCAAUUGUAUAUAUCUAUAUUAUAAAUCUGAUAUAUCCUUCCAAAUUCACAGAAAUGCUAAGUGCUUUGUGGCCCCAAAAAAUUAAUAUUUACUCGAAUUUUUCUUAGCAAAAACCUUUUGUUUAAGUAGUUAUCAAACCUUAACAUUUUGUUUGUGUUUAUUGCAGUCCAUCCUCGAAAGUCGAGUUAAGACCGAUUCCACCCUAGCAAAAGAAUUGGAUAAUGGAUACUUCUUAAGGUAAUCAUAAAUUAUACUCGUACGUACGAUACUCCAGAUUGUCUCCUAGGAAGGGGGGGGUAACAGAGGAGGAAGCGCCUAGUCUAGUAUAUGUGAAUUUCGCCAAAGUUGGUUGGUUUCCGGAGAGGUCCUCAAACUUUUAUUCUGUGUUGUCAAGAGAGAAUUCAACUGUCGCCAUGACAAUAAUCAGCAUUUUUGCUAUGAGGAAUUGAUUUUUGGACUUAAUCAAAAUGUGCGGACGUCUCAGGAAGUAAACGCCUCGAAAGGGAAAUAUAAUUGAAAAAUCUUAGUGAUAUUUAAAUAUGUAACGAGAAAUGCCCUGGGUAAACAAAUACGAAUAAAAACUUAACUAGCAAUUUACAAAGAGCGAAAUAAUAAACCAAAUAAAAAGGAAACGAAAGGAAGGACUAAUAAUACCUUGUGAACCUUUAAGAUUCUAUCCUUGAACAACCAAAUCCAUCACCGAACAGGCGAACGAGAGAAUUCCCAAACGCCGAGUUAACGAUCAUGUAGUUUUAAAACUAUCGAUCGCUUGGUCACCUGACCCAAAGAGCGCGCGAAAAUGUAACCUACCGCGCGGGCCUGGGCUGGCUUGCAGCGACAAUUAAAACCUCUAUUAAAAUAACUUUCAUCACUGAAACUCACACAUCCCGGCCAACACCCUAAGACUUCCUCUCUGCAGUCCCAUUAUACUCUCUUGGGAUCAAUUAAACCAAACAAAGGACGAAAUCACACUAAAACGUCUAUGAAAUUCUUAAAACGAUCAUUUUUGUUUCAUUCAAUUGUCUAGAUGGUUUAUAUAAUUAUAUAUUUUACCUUUUGUUCAAUUCAAAUAUAUGAAAGUGACAUUUUGUCUCCAAUUUUUUUUUACUUUCAAGUGAGAACUUUCUCCAAGUUAAAGUCUUCUACGAGCAACUAAAUUAUGAAAAGGUCACUGAAAGAAUAAGCUAUGAGGUAAUUAUGAUUUCUAAAUUACAGUAAUCUCUCAAUUACAUUUGUCUAUCUUGCUAGCUUUCAUUGGACAUAUAAGGCUAAGGACCGCUUCCACGUAAUGAGACAUUAAAACGUUUAAACAUAUACAGUUGAACCCCGCUAUUUCGAAGUCCCAAGGGAAAUGCAAAAAAGUUCGAAAUAGCGGGGCUUCGAAAUAACCGGGGAAGCGUAAAGGGGAAAGGUAAAUCCAAGGGCAUUCGAUCUUCCUUCGAAAUAGCGGGGACUUCGAAUUAACCGAGUUCGAAAUAGCGAGGUUCGACUGUAAUCAGUGUAGGUAACCAGCUUUUUGCUUUGGAAGAAAAUGCUUGGAAUAUAUUUCCCAUUCAUAACAGUAGCUAAUACGUAAAUACAUAAAAUAAUCUUAUUGCACGUAUUACAUGUAGACUUCAGUAUGAUAGGUACAGGUAUACACCAGUAGGUGUGAAUUACAGAUUUUUUUAAAAGUGAGCAAACUAAUGGUGGACUAGUGAACUCCGUGAUUCUUUAGGGAUUCGAUACGGCCACAAGGGUUGCUAGUAAGAUUGAAUUAUGAAAAUGAAGAAAUGAUCGUCGCAGUGAACGCAAUUUAUGCAAUUGCGUAAAGAAGCCUGAAAAAAAUUCAGGACUUCAAUGGGGUUUGAACCCGUGACCUCGCAAUACCGGUGCGAUGCUCUACCAACUGAGCUAUGAAGCCACUGACGUUGGGAGCGGGCCAGUUGUGGGUUCAUAUGUUCCCGUGAAAGAAAUGAGUGUUACUGAUAUAUGAAAUAAAUCAUAUAUGAACUGCGUAAAUGAAAUGAAAAUGAAGAAAUGAUCGUCGCAGUGAACGCAAUUUAUGCAAUUGCGUAAAGAAGCCUGAAAAAAAUUCAGGACUUCAACGGGCCUACUGAAAAUUUUUUUUACAAAGUGAAUAUGUAAAAGAAGUCUUAUAUUGCACGUAUUACACGUGCACUUCAGCUGUGGGUUGUUCAAAAGUUGGCUAGCGGUAUCCACCGGAUAAAUCACCAUCCAGCGGAUAGCGUAAUUGAUUUCCGUAAUACUUAUCCGCUGGAUAGUGAUUUAUCCGGUGGAUAUUUUUUGAGGAAUUCUCACAUCUACUUGAAUCUGUAACUGUGGAGUCUUCUGAUCGAGUCCUAAUUACUGGUGACUUUAACUUGCAUAUGGAUUGUCAAGAUGAUGUAAAUGCCAAACGUUUUACUGACAUCUUGGAAUCUUUUGACCUUAAACAACGUGUCUGUGCUGGGACUCAUCGCAAUGGCCAUACUCUUGACUUACUUAUAAAUAAGUCUGAUGAUAACAUGCUCAAUAAUAUGAAAGUCUAUGAUGCUAACAUCUCUGAUCAUUCGGCGGUACUGUGUGAUGUCUCCAUAAGAAAGCCCCAGUUUAGGAAGGAAGUUAUCUUCUAUCGGAAGCUUCGGUCUCUUGACAUGGAGUCGUUUCUUAGUGAUGUUGCUGACUGCCCUCUCGUCAUCGACCCAUCCAGCGAUCUCGAUCAUCUAGUUCAACAGUAUGACACCUUAUUAAGAUCAACAAUGGACAAGCAUGCUCCUGUCAAGCGCCGAGUUGUUACUAUUAGGCCUGCUGCUCCGUGGUACACUAAUGAGGUAUCUGUAGAGAAGCGUAAGCGACGACGCCUUGAAAGAAAAUGGCGAAGAACCAGGCUGCAGGCUGACCGACAAGAAUAUACUCGUCAGUGCUGCGUUGUGAAUAAUUUGAUCAAGUCGUUGAAAUCCUCUUACUACACUACCAUCAUUACUGAAAACUCAACUGAUCAACGGGUUUUGUUUAAUACAGUAUCAAAACUACUACAAAAGCAAUCAACUGCACGGUAUCCAUCUUCUUGUAGUGAUGCACUAGCUAAUUCUUUCGCUGAUUAUUUCAUUGACAAGAUUGAUCGUAUCCAUGCCACACUAAUAGAGAAGAAUUCUGCGCAAGGUAAUGAUGCCAAUGAAGUGACUCUUGGUAACUACGUGGAAUGUAACUCUGUGUUUUCAGACUUUAUUAAUGUCAGUUACGAAGACAUCAAGGGACUUGCAUUGAGAUCUAUUAAUAAAUCCUGUGUACUUGAUCCUCUGCCUGCAGUGGUAAUGAAGGAAUGUUUCAAUUUACUAACUCCUGUGUUGACUAACAUAGUGAAUACAUCUUUAUCUACUGGAGUUAUGCCUGAUGUCUUGAAGAUUGCAGCUGUGACACCGACUUUAAAGAAACAUAAUGCUGAUUUCACUAAAUAUGAAAGUUUUCGACCCAUUUCUAAUUUGAAGUUUGUGUCCAAGCUUGUGGAAAAAGCGGUAUGUGUCCAGCUUACAGACUAUAUUACAUCUAAUGGUCUUUCGGAAACGUUUCAAUCCGCAUACAAGUCAUUUCACUCCACUGAAACGGCUCUACUGAGGGUUCAAAAUGACAUUCUUUGUGCUUUAGAUCGUAAUGAGUCGGUCAUACUGGUACUUUUGGAUCUAUCGGCGGCGUUUGAUACGGUGGACCAUACUCUUCUAGUGACAAGGCUGUCUACUUGUUUUGGUUUUCAAGGAACUGUGCUUAAGUGGCUGAAAUCAUACCUGUCUUCACGUAAGCUGUUUGUUAAAGUUGGGAAUAGUCAUUCUACACAACGUGCAUUGAAGUGUGGUGUCCCUCAGGGAUCAGUUCUGGGCCCUUUGUUGUAUUUGUUAUACACAUCACCUAUUGCGGACAUAAUAAAUGAUCAUGGACUAUCAUACCAUCUAUAUGCUGACGACACCCAAUUAUAUAUUACCUUUAAAUCUACCAGCUUGAAUGACAUCCAACAAGUGAAGUUGAGAGUGGAAUGCUGUGAGAGGACAUUGAUGAAUGGAUGAUAAGAAACUAUCUUAAACUAAACCAAGACAAAACGGACCUUGUAGUCAUCAGUUCUAGAUUCCAUCCUAUGCCUGACAUCGGUCACAUUACUGUUGGUUCUGAGUGCAUUGCACCUCGUGACUCUGUUCGUAAUUUAGGGGUUCAGUUUGAUAGCAUAUUUAGUUUUGAGGAGCACAUUAAGAACAUUUGUAAAUCAUCAUUCUAUCAUUUGAGAAAUAUUGCUAAAAUCCGCAAGUACUUAAGCCAAGAUACAUGUAAAAUCUUAGUCCAUGCAUUUAUCAGUUCGAAACUUGAUCACUGUAAUUCCUUAUUACAUGGCCUUCCUAAGUAUCUGUUAGCGAGACUACAGGCAGUUCAGAAUGCUGCAGCUCGUGUUGUCACAUUGACACCGAGGCAUGUUCAUAUAACUCCUAUUUUAAUUAAUCUUCACUGGUUACCAGUUGAGUUUAGAAUAACUUUUAAAGUCCUUUUAUUGGUAUACAAGGCCCUUCAUGGCCUUGCACCUUCUUAUAUUUCUGACCUUUUGAAUUUUAAAACAUACUCUAGGUCAUUGCGUUCUUCCUGUAAAGAAUACUUAGUGGUUCCAAGAAGCAGAUUGAAAACAUAUGGAGACAGAGCUUUCUCUAUUGCAGGACCUAAAUUGUGGAACGAUUUACCUCUAGAGAUUAGGAAAUGUGCUUCAGUGGCAACUUUUAAGCAAUCCCUUAAAACUUUUUUAUUUAAGUUAGCAUAUAGGUUAUGAGAUUCCUUUUGUUUUGAGAUGUUUUUGAUUUAUAUAGUAGAUAACUUAGGCUAUAUUUGAAUUAUAUUGUAUAUUGUAGAUAUUUUUAUAUUUUAUAUUUUUUAUAUUUUAUUUUGCAAUUAGGUAGCGCUUUGGACAAUUAUUGGAUUUUAGCGCUAUAUAAAUAAAAUUAUUAUUAUUAUUAUUUAGUACUAUCCAACGUUUGAACAACCGGGGCCAGGAUGAUAGGAACAGGUAUACAAUAGGUAUGAAUUAGAGAAUUUUUUAAAGUGAGCAAUCUAAAGAUGGACUAGUGAACUCCUUGUUUCUUUUUUAAUUCAAUAGGGUGUUAAUCUUGUUGCUGACAUCGGAGGACAACUGGGACUUUGGAUUGGUAUAUCCGUACUUACUUGCUGCGAGUUCUUGGAAUUAGCUUGGAUGAUAAUACAAACGAUUAUUAACCGCAUUUCAGGCAGGAGAAUUGUUCAUGUACUGCCAGUACAUGAAUAA
This is a messenger RNA of Porites lobata, 14432 nucleotides long. NCBI's taxonomy places the organism in Eukaryota, Metazoa, Cnidaria, Anthozoa, Scleractinia, Poritidae. The record is from the annotation of a GenBank genome assembly.